This is a messenger RNA of Chenopodium quinoa (quinoa), 1071 nucleotides long. RefSeq lists its product as uncharacterized. Bases 1 to 1071 code for a protein of 356 amino acids. NCBI's taxonomy places the organism in Eukaryota, Viridiplantae, Streptophyta, Magnoliopsida, Caryophyllales, Amaranthaceae. The record is from RefSeq and is a predicted model, not a curated record. The transcript has a single exon.
AUGAGCCCUCAUCUUCAGGAGAAAACACUAAAUGAAUUACAGGGCCUAUUCGACAAAGAAGAAGACCCUAAUAAGCUUAACGAAAUCAUGAAUUUAAUUUCUAAAAAGGGGAUUGCUUCUGAUAAUGAAAUAAAGGAAAUUAAUUAUGCUACUUUAGAGGAAGAUUUAUAUCAACAAAUGGGAAUAAUGAAGUUAAAUGAUCUUGACUUUCUACCCAUAGAAGUUGUUCAACGAAAGAUCGAAAACAAACUAGGAAAAAGAGUAAUGGAUAAUAAUGAUGUUGGGGAAGAAAUUAUUAAUGUAAACAAUGUUAUCCAAAGACCUAGGUACCAAGGAGAAGGAAGUUGCACACGACCAAGAUACAUACCAGGGAAGACUACCCGGUUUAGUGUCAAGGUUAUGCCUACUCAUACACCUAAACAAGAAGAAGUGACUCUUGAACCCAUUAGUCAAACUGGUUAUAAACUUAAAUUAGACGGUGUAAGAGAUAGACAGGAUGUUUUAGAUCAAUGGAAGAAGAGUAUGAGUAGUGUACUUAAUUUAAAUACUGAAUGGACUUCAGAAAAUUUCUUAAAUUAUAUAGAACAUAGUCUCUACGGCUGUGUAGAAGAUUGGUACGAUGGAAUAGAUGAAGAAGUAAAGACUGCAUUAAGAGCUAGUGAAUCACCUACAAGAAUAUUUAGGCAGUUAUGUCAAUAUAUUGAGUUAGAGUUCAUUGGUCCUAGAGCCGAUCCUAAUGAGAAACGAAUGGAAUAUCAAAGAAAGUUAAGUAAUUUAUCCAUCUGUAAUAUGAAAUAUGUUGAUGAUUAUAUUAUGGAAUUUGAAACAUAUUAUUAUAAAAUUGGUGAAAAUGAAACAAAUCUUGGAAUGUUCUACGAUAAAUUACCCAGUCCUCUUAAUGAAGAGAUUAGUGAAAAAUAUCAAGAAUGGAGAGAGAAAUUUUUAGCUAGGGAUGCCCUAGGUAAUAGAAUUGAUUUCCUUAGAAAGUGGAUUGAAAAGAAGUGUAGAGAGGUUGCAGGAACUCAACAAAUGAAGAGACAAUUUCUCACUUGUUGGGAUUUCAGCAAAUAA